GAUGUGAAGAGCAAACACAAGUUCAAGCUGCAGACGUACUCCAGCCCCACCUUCUGUGACCACUGUGGCUCACUGCUCUAUGGGCUCAUACACCAGGGCAUGAAAUGCUCCUGCUGUGAAAUGAACGUUCACAAGCGCUGUCAGAGCAGUGUUCCCAGCCUCUGUGGCCACGACCACACAGAGAAGAGGGGGCGGAUCCACAUCACCGCGCGCAUAGAGAGGGAGGACAUGUAUGUCACAGUCCGUGAGGCUCGUAACCUCAUCCCUAUGGACCCCAACGGCCUGUCUGACCCCUACGUGAAGCUCAAACUGAUCCCUGACCCCAAGAGCCAAAGCAAACAGAAAACCAGGACCAUGCGCUCCACUCUCAACCCUGUGUGGAAUGAAAGCUUCACCUUCUCUGUGCGAGGACGGCAGUGGGACCGGCGCCUGUCUCUAGAGGUGUGGGAUUGGGAUCGCACAUCUCGGAAUGACUUUAUGGGAGCGCUGUCAUUUGGUGUCAGUGAGAUAUUCCGCCGUUCCGUCAGUGGCUGGUUUAAGCUACUCCACCAGGAUGAGGGAGAGUACUACAACAUCCCCGUUCCUGACCCUGACCUAGAGGAGCCUGUUCCUGACGUGCCUCCCAUUCUCCCCUCUCCGACCCCAGUGACUGUGCCCUCAGCCGUGCCUGUGCCGGUGCCCGUGGCUACGCCGGCCCCCGUCUCCGUCUCAGUCUCCAUCUCCCCUGUUGCCAUCCCAGUCGCCCCGUGCCCGCCGGCGCUCCCCGUGGGCAAGGCUGGCAUGUCCCUGCAGGACUUCAACUUCCUGAUGGUGCUGGGGAAGGGCAGCUUUGGAAAGGUGUUACUGGCUGAGGAGCGUGGCUCUGAGCGCCUGUUUGCGGUGAAGGUGCUGAAGAAGGACGUGCUCUUCCAGGAUGAGGACACCGAGAGCGCCCUGGUGGAGCGGAGGGUCCUGGCGCUCACCGGCAGACCUCACUUCCUCACCGCACUCUACUGCGCCUUCCAGACCGAGGAGCGCCUGUAUUAUGUGAUGGAGUAUGUGAAUGGAGGUGACCUGAUGUUUCACAUCCAGAUUGUGGGCAAGUUCAAGGAGCCUCAUGCUGCGUUUUAUGCUGCAGAAAUAGCUAUUGGUCUAUUCUUCCUGCAUAGCAAAGGGAUCAUCUACAGAGACCUGAAGCUGGACAACGUGCUGCUGGACAGUGAGGGCCACAUAAAGAUAGCGGACUUUGGGAUGUGCAGGGAGGGGAUGAUCGAGGGGGACACCACGCGCACUUUCUGUGGGACACCUGAUUACAUCGCCCCUGAGAUUGUGGCGUAUCAGCCCUAUGAUAAGGCAGUGGACUGGUGGUCCUAUGGAGUGCUGAUGUAUGAGAUGCUUGCUGGACAGCCUCCCUUUGACGGUAUUGAUGAGGAGGAGUUGUUUCAGUCCAUCAUGGAACAGAGUGUCUCCUAUCCCAAGAGUCUCUCCCGCGAGGCUGUGUCCAUCUGCAAAGGGCUCCUGACUAAGCACCCGGGGAAGCGUCUGGGCGGAGGAGAGGAUGCUGAGAGGGAGAUUCGGGAGCAUCCUUUCUUCCGCUGGAUUGAUUGGGACAGACUGGAGAGGCUGGAGGUCCAGGCGCCAUUCAAGCCCCGAACCGGUGGGCGGAAAGGUGAAAACUUUGAUAAGUUCUUCACAGGGACCUCUGCGACCCUGACUCCAUCUGACCCGGAUGUGCUUGCUGCCAUCGAUCAGGAAGACUUCCAGGGCUUCACUUUCGUGAACCCUGAGUUACCCUCCACUCCCCUCACAGCAGUCUGAUCCAUUCAACCAUUAGCUACGUAAUGAUCUUAACACUGACAUCAGUUAAUACUAAAUAUAAUCGCCUUUUAAAUCAUGGUCAAAAGAACACUAUUCCAAAACUAUUGUUCCAUCUGGAUUACAAUAUCGCCAUAAGAGCAAUACUGUAACAACAAACACAAACAGCUUGCAUUAAAACAUUAAUUUAAACUGUCAAAUUAAUGGAAUGACCUCAUCUUCUAUUCACAGUGCGCUGUUCUAUAAUCUUGACCCACACUAGAGAAAGAACAGGGUAUAUCAGUUUUUUUUCUCAGCUUACUCAUGAUGACAUUUUUUAGACACAAUAAAACAAUUGCAUGCUGAAAACAAUCCAGCUCUAUCGAAGUAGUUUCUAAAAUGCCAUAAAAGUCAUCCUAUAAGGUGCAAAUUGUUUGUUUAGAAUACAAAUAUUUCAUUACCCUUCAUGUAAUCUAAAAUCAACACCUUAGACAGGUCUUCCAAAAAGGACCUCUCCUGGACUAAAACGCUUAGUUUAGCUCUAUCUGCAGUGUAAUUUCUUGUGUUUAAUUUCAGCGUUCAAUAAAAAGCCACAAAAUCACUCUACGCCUACAUAUCCUCACACCUCUCUAUUCAUGCGAUAUUUACGUAGCAUAUGGUCCAUAAUCCUUAUGAAGUUGUUGAUGUCAUAAAAUCUGAGUCUAAAAGAUAUGAUAUUACAUAUCCAAAUGCUUUAAUGAAGAAGGAACAGAAAUGUCUGCUGUACAAAGACAGGUCAAAGGUAUCAGACAAUGGUCAGAUAGAGAAAAGCAGUUUAAAUGACAAAUCUAUUUGCUGAUGUGUUUAAUGUCUUUUGCACAAUGACAUUUGCACUUUUACGGUAUCUGCUCCGUUUUUUUUCUUUUUGGCUGUAAAGCAGCUCAAUAUAAUACAUAGCCCAAUACUUUUCAGAGAAUUGUAUGUAUACUGCCAGUAAAAGAUACUGUAAAAUAUUUACCAAAGUCUUAUUAUCAAUAAUUGGACAAUGUAGAAUGCAACCGCCCACACACAUACACACAAUCUACCUGCGUAAAUCUGUCGUAAUUAUCUUACAUUCUUACAAUUAUAGUACUGCUACAUUACCCCUUUUUCUGUCAGAGGGCUGAUUCUAUGUGAACUUUAAAAUCUGGCCCAGUUCUGACCUGGAGUGACCUAGGCUGCUUGACCUGUGAGAGGGCUGACUUUGCAUGAAGCGAUAACAGCGCCCUCAUGCAUCUUAAACCUGCUCGCCCCCGCAGACGUCAAGCCAUCAGUGACACCGCUAGAUACCACAAGUGACAUCGGAGGUGAGGAGAAGCCCGCAGUACGGCUCUGCAGAUCCAUCACCGUCAGCGUGCAACUGAGGGAAUGUGCAACCCAUUGUAGUUA
Clupea harengus (Atlantic herring) is the source of this 3180-nucleotide messenger RNA. RefSeq names its product protein kinase C, gamma (gene prkcg). The record is from RefSeq and is a predicted model, not a curated record. Lineage: Eukaryota; Metazoa; Chordata; Actinopteri; Clupeiformes; Clupeidae. Gene Ontology annotation, molecular function: zinc ion binding; ATP binding; diacylglycerol-dependent serine/threonine kinase activity. Gene Ontology annotation, biological process: protein phosphorylation.